GUUUAUUUACAAUUUGACAGUUCUAAGAAAAACCUCACACAGCCUACAUGGGAUACGGAAAAACGGAAAAUUCGUGAAAAUUCUCCGCGACAUUUAAUCAAAAUUUCUUGGCACGAAUUUAACGUUAUCGUAAUUCGUGUGAAAUUCUAAAAAUUGAAAAUUCAAAAAUUCUUAUCAUCAAAAAGUAAAAAUAAAAAAAUACUUAACUGUAAUCAAGAAGAAACAAAAAAUAAAUAAAUCAAAUUUGAUUACUUUUCUGUCAAAAAUCGAACGGUUAUCAAAAUUUUGUCUGACCUGCUAUCACAAUCAAAAUUCUAUAUAAAUUUAUACCUUGUUGUGUGCGAAUGUACUACAAAUUGCACUGCACUGCAUUGCAGUAAUAAAUAUAAAUUUCUUAAUUUUAAAUAAAAUAUUUAAAAAGCAAUUAAGUGCACGUUAAUUGUUUAUCUAUUGUUCCUUUAUCGCGCGAUCGAGUGUGUUUGUGUUUUAUUGUGGUUGUUGAAGGGUACCCUACAACAAAAAAGGUUUAUUUUGCACAUUAAAUGAGAUUCAAAUAAAAUUAAAAAUAAAUUACGAGCUAUUUCCGGUGCGGACAUACUACGUACAACUAUUGCUACCUACCGUUAAAUAUUGGCACGCACUAUAUUGACCGUUAUACAAAUUGUAUAAAUGCGCUUGCAUACCUAAGGCUAUAGGCGGCAUAGGGUACCUACUACAUCGGUUAUCGUUGUCGUUGUUUCGUGGUGGUGUUUUGGCGUUACGUUAUUACUUUUUGUUUAUUAUUUGUUUAUAAUUAAAUUAAAUUAAAUUAACGUUCACAAUUCAUUUGCAUUUAACGGUAAUUGGAAGCGCGUGUGAUAAAUCUCUCUCUCGUGUUCCUUAGCCUGCCUGUCUGUCUGUCUGUCGAUUUCGGUUACGGUUUGUUGUUCGGAUUGUUUGUGCAAGUUGUGCAAUAAAAAUGACACUCAUCCGUUCUGGCAUUUCCAUUGGAAUAAUAUUGGCGCUUCUUAGCGCCGUCAACAGCCACCUGAACGUGUAUUUGAACCUGCACGAGGUGAUGCGUUUAAUAGGUGUUUCCGCAGAACUUUAUUAUGUCCGCGAUGGCCAGAUAAACGAUUAUGCGCUGAAUUUUGCAGUUCCUGUUCCAUCGAAUGUCAAAGAAAUAUCAUUUACAUGGCAAAGUUUGGCCGGCCGCCCAUUGCCCUACAGCAUCAACAUAGUCACAUCUGAGCCAGCAGUUUUGCCACGGCCCACCCUCAAUAUAUCGCGCAUUGGCGAAAUUCCAGUGGAGCCCCUUACCUAUUCGAUUGGUAUGAAAUGCUCGGGUAUAAGGGAAGCUGAAGUGGAAGUCACAAUUGCCAUUGAAAUUAUCCUGGACCGAGCGACGAACAACGUCACCGAAUUGGUUUUCCGCCGGAAGAAAAUCUGUUUGGCCGGCAAUCAAGAUGACGACAAUGACGCAACUGCUAGCGGCGGUGAUGGUGGUCGUGGUGGAGGUGGUGGUGGAACUGGAACUGGUGCUGGUGCUGGUUCGGCUGUUGGUGAUGGCUCGUUGUUUGCCACAUCCUCGGAAGAUCCACUAUUCAAGGAAACUCUGGCGCCACCGCCUCACAAUGGCCUUAUUACUCUGAUAAUCGGUGGUAUUUUGGCUCUUGUCCUAGUGGCCACUCUGAUUCUCAUCGCGUACUGCGCCAAAGGACCGACCAAGCGGCAGAACCAUCAUGGCGUGCAUUUGAUUAAAACCUCGAGCUUUCAGCGACUGCCAACGAUUUCCUCGACAGCGCACAAUUCGAUUUAUGUGUGUCCGUCGACGAUAACGCCGACAUAUGCCACACUGACGCGGCCAUUUCGGGAAUACGAGCAGGAGCCGGAGGAGUUCAAUAGGCGACUCAGUGAACUCACCGUGCAGAAGUGCCGGGUGCGUUUGUCUAGUUUGCUGCUAGAGGGAGCCUACGGCCGCGUCUACAAGGGAACCUACAACGACUGCCAGGACGUUUUGGUGAAGACGGUUGCCCAACAUGCCAGUCAAAUGCAAGUGUCACUGCUGCUGCAGGAAGGCCUCAUGCUCUACGGUGCCUCACACCCUGGACUCUUGAUGGUACUGGGUGUAUCCAUUGAGGAUUACUCGACACCGUUCGUCCUCUAUCCGGCUGCAAAUAACACAAGGAAUUUGAAGCUGUUCCUGCAGGAACCGAUAUACUCCCGUACGAUUACCACCAUUCAGACAGUGCUGAUGUCAUCGGAGCUCUCCAGUGCCAUGGGCCAUCUGCAUACGCACGGAGUCAUUCACAAGGACAUUGCGGCCAGGAACUGUGUAAUUGAUGACCAGUUGAGGGUUAAACUGACAGACAGUUCACUGACGCGUGACCUUUUCCCCGGCGACUAUCAUUGUCUGGGCGAUAGCGAGAAUCGUCCUGUGAAAUGGAUGUCGCCCGAAGCCCUUGCAAAGAAACAAUAUUCAGAGGCAAGCGAUGUCUGGUCGUUCGGCGUGCUAAUGUGGGAGAUGUGCACGUUUGCCAAACAACCAUAUGCCGAAGUCGAUCCCUUCGAGAUGGAACACUAUUUAAAGGAUGGAUAUCGAUUGGCGCAGCCUUUCAAUUGCCCAGAUGAAUUGUUUACCAUAAUGGCCUAUUGUUGGGCACAACCCACUACUGAACGUCCAUCAUUUGUACAGUUGCAGCUUUGUCUAUCGGAUUUUCAUACUCAAAUUACACGCUACGUCUAAAAGUCUUAUUUUUAAAAUUAAAAAAACAAUAACAAAAAAAAAAACAAAAAAACCAUCCCUAUACAAACUAUUUCCUAUAUUCAAAACUAUCGCGCUUAGCUUCUACGAGUAUGAAUUUAUUGCGAUAAAAAUAAAGAAUUUUUAUUUUAUUUAAACAAUUAUUUAAGCAAAAAUUAAAAAAAAAUAUAAAACUUUCAUAAAAUAAUCUAACCUCAUACUUAAAAAUAUUUAAUAUUGUAUGACUUUCUGCUUAAAUAUAACAAACAAAAAAAUACCAAUCUAAAAACUAAAUACAAAAUAUAAAAAUUUAAUAAUACAAACGAAAAAAAAAUCUACUACAUUUUAAGCUGUUCUUGUAUGAUUUUAAGUUCGAAACAAAAAAAUUGGUGUCACUCUGCUAUAAAACAUAAACAUAUUGUAAAUAAAAUAUAAUCAAAGGAGGACAUUAAAUAAUAAUUAU
Molecule: messenger RNA, 3185 nt
Organism: Eupeodes corollae
Lineage: Eukaryota; Metazoa; Arthropoda; Insecta; Diptera; Syrphidae
Gene: drl
Product: tyrosine-protein kinase Drl
Exons: 4
Coding region: 959-2725 (588 amino acids)
Biological process (GO): cell surface receptor protein tyrosine kinase signaling pathway; multicellular organism development; protein phosphorylation
Cellular component (GO): signaling receptor complex
Molecular function (GO): protein kinase activity; ATP binding
Source: RefSeq, a predicted model, not a curated record